CUUUCUCUCUCUUUCUCUCUCUUUUUCUUUGCACUGCCUUUUCAAACUUUGUUGUCAUUCAUUGUGUCUCGUCCCCUUCAAUGCGGAAGCUGACGAAUACUAUAGAACGUUCAGCAGAAUAUGUCAACUUUAUCAACGAUCUUAGUCAGUUCCAUGCAGCAAAAGGGACCACAUUACAGGUAGAACCUAUUCUUGGAAAGAAACGCCUGGAUUUAUUGAAAUUAUACAAGAUUGUCCUUGGUUUUGGUGGUUUUGAAAAGGUGACACAAGGGAGAGCAUGGAAACAAGUUGGUAAUCAAUUCAAAUUUCCUGCUACCUGUACCAACAGUGCCUAUAUUCUAAAAGGGCUCUAUAUUCGGAAUCUGCUUGGUUGGGAAGAAGAAAAUGUGAAUGGAAAGACUUGGAAACCACCAGAAGAACUCAAAGGACCGCAUGCGCAUCGAAUCAGUACUUUGGCUGGAAGCAAAUACAGAAAACAUGUUCCUCGUACACCUUCAAAGACGAAGCAAAAAAAGAUGAGGACUGAUAAUGGCAUUACUGUGUUUGACUCUACUCAAGAUACUACGACAUAUCCACCAACUCCUUUAUCACAAGAUUCUGUAACUUAUAAUGAUGAUUUUGGUGACAACUUUUCCUCUGAUUCGUCUGUGGUAACAACCAAUGAUGUGAUUUUGGAAGAAGGGAAAAAACAAAAGAUUCUAUUUGCACUACGAUUUGGUGAUGACAAGGAUAUCGACUGGGCAUUGAAUUUUUUGCUCGAUCUCACGUACACUACUCCUCAGUCUUUACCUGUUUCGAACACCCCAAUGCUCGUGGAACUGUUAUUAGAACAAGGGCAAUUAUUUCUUCGACAAAAGCAGCCAAUCGACAGUACCAAAAACAGCAAUUCUGAUAAUAAUAAUAAUAAUAGUAAUGAUACCUUGUCUAGUCUUAUGGAUUUGGAUGAAGAUGAUGAAUCAACUGUCAAAAUGGAUCGAUUAAAGAAGGUUCUACAUAUUAUUCGAAAUUAUUCAACAUGCAAGGCAGACUCAGCAAUGUUAUCAACUCAUGCUAUUUUGAAAGAAUUGGUGAUCAAAACAUUGGAUAUGUCGACUUUGACAGGUGGAUUAGAAAUCGGCCGAUAUUGUAUUGAUAUUGUGGAAAACAUGGCAAGUGAUAUUCCUUUGGCAGGUCCUGAUGAUCCUUGGAUUCCAUGUCUUACCAAGCUAAUCUAUGCUCAAGAUCGAUAUCUUGUUGUGGCUUCUAUUCGUGCAUUAACAGUCAUUGGGAUGUGUGAUUUGAAUCAACUUUUUUUGGCGAAUAAUACUCAAGUCAUGGGUUGUAUUGCUCAAAAUCUUUUGGCGACGGAUGAAGAAUUAGUUGGUGUUUCUUUGGAAUAUCUUUAUCAGCAAGUCAAUAUCUCUGCGGAAUGUCGAUCUCAAAUGCUUUCUGCUUAUGAAGGUGCCUAUGUUGGAUUAUUGGUCAACAAAUUACAAUUCUCGGUUAAAUAUUAUGUAUCAAAACUUAUCAAAGAUGAUGUGACAACAGCAACGACACCCAGUAGUAUGACGUUGCAGCCUUUAUCACCAAGUGGUAGUUCCAGUAGCAACAGUAGCAUUAGUAGUGUCAAUACCCAUAAUACUGCAGCAAGUAAUAUGAUUGGUGGAACAAUAGGACUUGGCAAUCAACAUACUCCUAUACCUAGUUUGGUCGAAUAUUCAACUCUUGAAGAACCUUUUCGUUGCUUAGGAUGGCUUAAGGACAAAUUUGAAGCAACUCAUCACACUCAUUCAUUGUCGUUGGAUGAUUUGUAUCUACUCUAUUAUUCUCGAUUUGGCAUGGAAAAAGCUUUGAAAAUACACCAUUUUUAUUCAGUACUGACCAUUGCAUUUCCCGAACAACCACCAUCAUAUGUGAUGGAAAAUGGACAAAUUAUUCGAAACCCAUCUACGUUUGGUACCAAGAUUGAAGGCUUAUGUGUGAAGGGAUUACAAAUCAAAAUGAACAUUUUGCAUGAUGAACUGAGCACACAUUAUCUUUGUCAAUGGGCUGGUUGCACUGACAAUAUCUAUAGUGACUCUUCUUCCUUGGAAAACCAUAUUCAAAAUCAUAUUCAAGCGUCUGAUGAUUAUGUUUGCGAAUGGAAUAACUGCUCACAAUCGAUAAAAUCAAAAGACGAGUUGAUUACACAUUUACUUGGACAUAUAGCGGAAAUACCUCAGACAACAAUGGUAGAAUCAACUCCAUUCUCUUCUUACCCUUCUACGUUAUCACCAUCAACAUCAUCACAGUUGGACGACAACAAUGGAAUCAAUGAUCAGAACGACAAGAAUAACGAACAAGGAACGAUGAAUACAAAUAACUUAUCGGUAUUAGAAACACCAUGUAAUGAACUCAAGGGUGUACCUUUGGUGGCAAUACAUAUACUUCGAUUGUUAUCAGAAGAUCCAAGCAGUCCUGCUUAUCUCACACCUUAUGAAAUCAAACUUAUCAGCAUUUCCGAUAGCAAACCUUCUCUCUCUCCGUAUGUUUAUUCCAUUUUGUCAAACAUUAGACUUCAUUCCACUGGUUCUUCUCCCACUUUAUAGUUUUGUAUUUUUUUUUUUAAACAUCCCCAACGUCAACUUCGUAUAUACAACACCUAUCAUUUUAUCAUUUAUUAUCUUCAUAUUCUUAUAUUGGAUGGUUCUUUUUUCAUUAUUAUUAUUUUAUACUACCAUAGU
Molecule: messenger RNA, 2702 nt
Organism: Halteromyces radiatus
Lineage: Eukaryota; Fungi; Mucoromycota; Mucoromycetes; Mucorales; Cunninghamellaceae
Exons: 8
Coding region: 81-2567 (828 amino acids)
Molecular function (GO): DNA binding
Source: RefSeq, a predicted model, not a curated record